Sapajus apella (tufted capuchin) is the source of this 714-nucleotide messenger RNA. Its product is annotated as integumentary mucin C.1-like. The coding region runs from base 310 to 714 and encodes 134 amino acids. NCBI's taxonomy places the organism in Eukaryota, Metazoa, Chordata, Mammalia, Primates, Cebidae. The transcript has a single exon. The record is from RefSeq and is a predicted model, not a curated record.
CUACCAAAUCUACCACCACCUCUAAGCCUGCUGCCUUCACGACCAGUACUACCCUUACUUCUAAGCCUACCACCUCUGCCACCACAUCUACCACCAUUUCUAAGCUGGCUACAUCCACCAUCAAAUCUACCACUACCUCUAAGCCUGCUACCUCCACCACCAAAGCCUACCACUUCCACCACCAAAUCUACCACCACCUCUAAACCUGCUACUUCCACCACCAAAUCUACCACCACCUCUAAACCUACUACCUCCACUACCAAAUCUACCACCACUUCUAAACCUGUUACCCCUACCACCAAAUCUACCAUGGCUUUGAAGCCUGCCAUCUCUACCACCAACUCUACCACCAUCUCUAAACCUGUUGCCUCCAUCACCAAAUCUACCACCACCUCUAAGACUGCUACCUUCAUCACCAAAUCUACCACCACAUCAAAGCCUGCUACCUUCAUCACCAAAUCUACCACCACCUCUAAGCCUGCUACAUCCACCACCAAAUCUGCAACCACCACUAAGCCAGCUACAUUCAGCACCAUAUCUACCACCACUUCUAAACCUCCUACCUCUACCAACAAAUCUACCACCACUUCUAAGCCUGCUAUCUCCGCCACCAAAUCUACCACCAAUUUUAAGCCUACUACACCUGCCACCAAAUCUACCACCAUUUCUAAGCCUACUUACUACCUUUAUUGCCAAAUCUACCACCACCUCUAA